Pangasianodon hypophthalmus (striped catfish) is the source of this 2609-nucleotide messenger RNA. RefSeq names its product telomerase RNA component interacting RNase (gene trir). The transcript has 3 exons. The record is from RefSeq and is a predicted model, not a curated record. The coding region runs from base 359 to 838 and encodes 159 amino acids. NCBI's taxonomy places the organism in Eukaryota, Metazoa, Chordata, Actinopteri, Siluriformes, Pangasiidae. Gene Ontology annotation, molecular function: 3'-5' exonuclease activity; 5'-3' exonuclease activity.
GAAUGAACAACAGGCAGAAAGAGUCGACGAAGAAGAAGAAAGAGGAAUCCAAAAUGGCGGCUGGGCGACAAUAAAACGAAAAUAAAGUUGUCUGGAAAUUUCCGUGUAGAAUUUAAAAUGUCGCGUGAGUAAACUCGCAGUUAAGUUGUGUUUCAGUGUAGUUUUGUCGUUUGAGAGGUAAAGGGAGUCGAGUUUUGUGAAAACUGAAUGCGGUUCGGGAUUUUUGAACAUUUUUUUUUUGACGCCUUCUUCUUCGUCGUGUGUUUGUUAAACCUGUUAAAGACAUUAAAGAGAUAAGCGGCUAGUGAAGACGGUUUGGGAAAGUAGAAUAUCCGUGACCGAGAGUAAAUACUGCAGCAUGGAGGAGAAAGGAAGGAGCAGGGAGAGCAGCAGCAGUAGCAGCAGUAGCAGCAGCAGUGGCAGUGAGUCGAGCAGCGGGCCCUCUUCCCCCGCCAGCCCCGGCUCCGGAGCGCCCAAAGCGGGCAGCAGCAGCGCCGCCGCCGCCGCCGGAGGAAACGCCUUCGCCAACGACGGCAGCUUCAUGGAGCUUUUCAAGAAGAAGAUGGAGGAGGAGCGGCGGAGAAAGGAGCUGGAGGACGCGGGAAACGGGCAGGCGACUGAGGACAAGAAGCCCGUUAGCGUGGCCAGCUUUGUGGGCAAGCGCAGAGGCGGCGCCAAGCUGGCACUCAAGACUGGAGUGGUGGCCAAGAAGCAGAAACUCGACUCGGAGGCUGAGACGGGUAAAGGAGACGCCUGGUCUAAGUACAUGGCCGAGGUAAAAAAGUACAAAGCUCACCAGUGUGGAGAUGACGACAAAACCAGACCUCUGGUCAAAUAGACUGUGGCUGAGCGGCGUGCGACGUGGCAUCCGACCCGACACACACACACACACUCACACACUCACACUCUCGCAGCCCAGGAUCAGUCACGCCCUGCGCUUCUCUUCUAUCCUCUCCUACUUUCUGUCCUUUUCCUCUUUUGUUUAUAGGUUUCCAGUUUUAGCGUCUCCACCCUGUGCAGUGUGUGUCAGGUGAUCCAGAUGCUUUUUAAACGCAUCAUUAUGAGCAUCAUCUUCAUCAUCACCAUCAGUGUUGAUGUUAGAGAGAGAGAGAGAGAGAUACUCUGUGUUGUGUUGAAGUAUCUGGACUGAUGUCACACCUUUUUUGUCUUUUUGUAUAAUUUUUGUUUUGUUUGUUUCUUGGUAAUCUAUAUCACCUGAAAUCAGUGGUUUAAAAAAAUUAAAAUGCUAAGCUAUGAAUAGAGUAGUGGCCAGUCGGAAUUUUCUCUUUUGUGUUCCUCAUGGUGCUAAUUUACACAAUUGAUCCAGUUAAUGAAAGUGAUUCAUCGAAUCAUUUUCAGUCAUAAGGAAUCAGUAUACAAGUCACACAUACACCACUCUGUGAAGUUUGGGAAUCGUUUAUACGGUCGUUGAUUUACAUGUUACUAAUUAUGUGCAGAUUUUUGACAGUUUGAAGCAGCAAAUUAAACGUUUUGUUUCAGACACCUGACUCUCCCCCCGGUGCUUUAUAGAGUUACUUGUCCCCUACUGGCCCCUCCCUUUGACAACACAGAAACAAAUCUGACUGGUGUGUGUUAUGUAUCAGAGGUGUGUGUACAGGAAUUUCAGCAUUGUAAAGAUUAAUUAUGAUUUAUAUUGGUAAUAUAAGGAUGUCAGAUUGGAGACUGGUAGAUUAUUAUUAUUUUUUUUUAUAAACCUGAGCUAUUAUCCUUUUAUGGAUAAUAUUUUUUGUGUGUUGGAGACUGGAAUCAAAACCAUUGAGGGCAAAUAAAGACACCAGUCUGUGCUGUGCUGAUCUUUACAGCUUCUAUGAUCACCACAGCCUCCGGUGUUAGCGGGACAUGAUGACCCUGACCAGGAUAAAGUGCUUACUCAUGAUGAAUGAAUUCAUUUUCCUUGUGAUUAAUUAUGUACCGUUUUUGGUUGUUUAAACCUUUUCAGUAUGUAGGUACAAGCUAAUUCAAUUACAGCUUGUUGUGAGGAGCUAAUUUAAUUUAGUGUCAAAACAGUAACAGGCCAAGCAUAAUCCAAGUGGUGACUAUCAGGAUUGUUGUGAUUUUCACUCGGUCAGAAUCGCAGAGACUGAAAAUCAGCCUGAUAAGCCCCGCCCACUUUACAUCAACCUUGGAGAAAUUGUAGCAAGGUUCACGUAGACCAGGGGUGUCGACCGUACAUCCUGAUAAGUUCUAAUCCCACCCAUAAAUGAAUUUCCAAUCUAAAUAAUCUCCAAUCUUCUACAGUGAUCUUGGGCUAUAACAGGCUACGUGCCGUGUUUUUUUAAAUAGCGCAGCUCUCUCUUGCGUUUUCAGCAACAUUGUUUACAUCUGUGCUUCUCAGAGUGGGCUCCAGGGCUCCAUGAAGUAUAGGCAGGGGGUCUGUGAAUUUCAUUCAUUCUUCUUUAUUAUUCUUGUUUAUUACUGUAAUCUGUAACCCACCAACAUUUUUUAAUAAAAUGGAUUCUGUGGGUGUAAAGUUCAGGGGAAAAAGGCGUCUCCAAUAAACAGACAAAAUAUUAUUGUACACGUUGAAGUACUGUGCCUGAGAAAAAUUUUUGAAUUGUUUGUAAAAUAAAUCUGUAUGAAGUGGUCUA